Messenger RNA from Schizophyllum commune H4-8, 1621 nucleotides. RefSeq lists its product as uncharacterized. NCBI's taxonomy places the organism in Eukaryota, Fungi, Basidiomycota, Agaricomycetes, Agaricales, Schizophyllaceae. The coding region runs from base 111 to 1502 and encodes 463 amino acids. The record is from RefSeq and is a predicted model, not a curated record. The transcript is spliced from 10 exons. Gene Ontology annotation, biological process: phospholipid biosynthetic process. Gene Ontology annotation, molecular function: phosphotransferase activity, for other substituted phosphate groups. Gene Ontology annotation, cellular component: membrane.
GCGCGCGCCGCCGACGUCGUCCGGUUUUUUCGCGUCAUGCCUGCGUCUUUCUCCCGACCUUCCAUCUUCCGGCUGCGAGGACACGGCCCCGGACGACGGCGACGACGACAAUGGCAGCCUACACCCCGCGCUACAUACCCCAGCACUCGCUCGAAAACCUCAAGAAGUACUCAUAUAAGGGGGUGGACAAGUCGUUGCUGUCGCAGUAUGUCCUCAAUCCGUUCUGGAACUGGUUCGUCACGCUCUGGCCGACGAGCGUGGCGCCGAACACGAUCACGUUCUCCGGCCUCUGUCUCGUCGGAUUCAACUUCCUCACGAUGCUCUAUUACGACCCCCAAUAUCUUACGAUGAAGGAGGGAGGGAACGUGCCGCCGAACUGGAUCUACUUCACCUGGGCCGCAGGUCUCUUCUGGUACCAGGCUUUCGACGCGAUCGAUGGCAAGCAAGCACGCCGGACAGGCAUGGCAGGGCCGCUGGGGGAGAUGUUCGAUCAUGGCUGUGACGCGUUGAACACCACUCUCGAGGCGCUCUUGACCUGCUACGCGCUGAACCUGGGCCGCUCGUGGUGGACGGUUGCCUCGCAAAUCGCUACGCUCGCCAAUUUCUAUCUUACGACAUGGGAAGAAUACCAUACGGGCCAACUAUACCUUGGCGUCUUCUCCGGCCCCGUCGAGGGCAUCAUAAUGAUUGUUUUCCUCUACAUAAUAACCGGAUUUUAUGGCCCUACCUUCUGGGAUACCGGCAUCCUCACCGUCGCCAACCUUGAGAACGUGCCUCCCUUCGAUCGCAUUCCCAACAUCGGCCUCAACGAAGCCUUCAUGUACUUCGGCGCCGUCGGCCUCGCUUUCAACAUCUUCACGAGCUAUGGGAACGUCCUCAAGGCCGUCCGCCACACCAACGCCUCGCGCUGGCGCCCGAUGCUCUACCUCAUGCCGUUCCCCGUCAUGGCAGGGGUGCAGGUCGCGUGGCUCGCGAGCCCCGCGCCCGCCGACGUGCUCGCCGCCUCUCCGGACACGACGCGCAGCAUGAUCAUGCACUCGCAUGCGUUCGUCGCGUUCAUCUUGGCCUUUGGGCUGCAAUUUGCGCACCAGGUAGGGCGGAUGAUAUUGGCGCAUGUGACGAAGGGGGACUUCCCCUGGUUCGACUGGAUGUGGGCGUGGACAGUGCUGGGAGCGGUGGACGCGAACCUUCCGAGGCUUAUUGGACGCGCGCCGCUGAUUCAGACCACGCCCGAGCGGACGGCGCAGUUCGUGUACUUCACACUCACCGUGUCCGCCGCGCUCUACGCGCGCUUCGUCACCCUCGUCAUCCGCGACAUCACGAACUACCUCGGCAUCGCGUGCUUCUCAGUCCAGCGCCGCGACGUCGACGGCGCAUGGCACGACGCGCGCGACGUGAAGGCGCACGAGAUGAAGGCGGCCGGCGCCAAGGAGCCCAGGCCAUACGAGAAGGAGGGAAAAGCGCCCCAUGUACGCGACGCGAAGACGGUUAAGCGCGACUGAAUUUACGAGCAUCGAGCGCGGGACUGAUUGUUGUUUGUUGUACGAUAGCUGCUGUUGCCGCCGCCGCCGCGCUCGCCGGCGGGGAAGACGUGGACGCUUGUACUGCCUUUGUAGAGCCC